Dinoponera quadriceps is the source of this 1653-nucleotide messenger RNA. RefSeq lists its product as uncharacterized. Gene Ontology annotation, biological process: synapse organization. The coding region runs from base 1 to 1653 and encodes 550 amino acids. Lineage: Eukaryota; Metazoa; Arthropoda; Insecta; Hymenoptera; Formicidae. Gene Ontology annotation, cellular component: neuron projection membrane. The transcript has 8 exons. The record is from RefSeq and is a predicted model, not a curated record.
AUGACCGGUCGGAGGAUGCGGCCGACCGCCUGGGUGCUCGGCGUCAUCGCCAUUGUCUCCAUCAUGAUCACUGUCACUACGUCAGAAACGGGAGAGAGCGGCGUCAUCGAGCGUAGCGUCAAUCGUCCCGACGAGGAGGAUCGGCAAGUCGACGAGAGGAUCCUCGCGAAGAAUCGCACCGCCGAGACCGUUUGGUUCCGCGACGCCGACGACAUCGUCGACGGUAACAACGAUACAGCGAUCCUUGAAGAAACGAUCGCCGCAUUCGCGAUCCGACUUGCGGCGGAAUACACGACCUCGAAGGACUCGUCCUCGCUCGUCGUCGUCGUCGUGACGGAGGCUCACUCGGAAAACACGUCCAAGAGGCACGCGGACGACGAGGCGAUAUCCGCCUCGAGGAGGAUCGCGGACUCGGAACAGGCGGAGGAAGCAUUGGCGAUCCUGGAGGACGCGCGAGAGGCGAACGAGACCGCGGUGGGGAAGUCCAAGGACGAUUGGCUGACAGUGUCGGUGGAGGAGGCGAAGGAAGAAGAAGAGGAGGCGAAUAAUGAAGAGGCGGAGGAGGACGCAACGGAAGUGAAAUUCAGCGGGCAGAGGAACGUGGACGACAUCCGGGCGAUCUCGUUUCAAGUGCCGCCGUUGGAGGUUAAAAAGGAGGCUCACCGGGACGAGCAGAGCAAGAGUCCCGCUGGACGAAUCAAAAACGAGAGGACUGAGGAGGCGAGGAAGAUUCAGUCGAAGCCGGCGAACAACCUGCUGCUGACCGGCAAGUCGACGAAAGCCUUCUAUGAAAUCAAGCCGUCGAUCAGGACGCUCGAGAUGGAGCGCACCCACGAGCAAGCGACCACCCACCGCUCUUUGUCGGGCAGGAAGUUCGUCUUGCCUAGCGUGGACAGCGCCUACGGGAAGUUCGGGCCGUACUUCGAAGACGGCGAUCGAGAGCUGAACAUCACCGCGAGGAUCGGCAGCACCGUCUUGUUGGACUGCAAGAUCGGCAUGUUGGGCGAUAAGCAGGUGACGUGGCUGCAGCACAGCAAAGACUCCUUUCGGCUGCUGACGGUCGGCAGGAUACCGUACAGCGUCGACCAAAGGAUCAGUCUCAAUUUUCGGUACCCCAGCAACUGGAGGCUGCAGAUUCUGUACGCGAGCCCGCGCGACUCCGGCUUGUACAAAUGCCAGGUCGCCACGCACCCGCCGCUGGUGAAAAAAAUCAACGUCGUCGUAACGGCCCCAGCUCUGACGAUCAGCGACGAUUCGGGACGUAUAGUUUCCAAGGAGAGACACCUGAAGGCGGGCAGUAUCCUCAGGCUCAGGUGUGAGGCGAGGGACGUGCUCGAGUCGCUGAACGAGUCCGUCGUUUGGACCAGAGGAGACGAGACGCUCACUGAGGACGUCAGCGAGAACAGGACGACGGAGAUCUCAGCGGGCAAGGAGGUCCUCGUCAUUGUCAGUACCCUCAUCGUCGAGAGAGCCAGCCCGAGGCACGCCGGGAACUACAGCUGCAUGGUGGCCGGCAAAGCCAAGACCACCGUCGCGGUCCACGUCCUCAACGGUGAACUGCCAGCCGCCGUGCACGACGGCAACGGAGUUUCAAGAGCGUUCCUUAAUCUUUGGCUGGUUCACUUGACGAUGAGCUACGUUUUCACCAGAUGA